AGUCAAGCUAACAAGUCAAAUAUAAAUUAUUGUUAAUAUAAAUUUACGUAAAUUGAACAAUGGACUAUCAGCAAUAUUUUCACAAGCAGCUGCAAAUAUUUAAUUAUCAUCUACACUCAGACUAUGGACUGCUGCUAAAGGCAGCCACUUGCAUUGCCUUUGGUGCAAUCUUUGGCUGGCUCAUGGGCGUCAUCACUUUGAUUAUCUAUAAACUGGCGGAACGCUUUGCAAUGCCAGCCAAGCAUAAUUUCAACUAUAUGGAUGAUGAGUUCGAUUUGGAUUUGGAUACAGAUACAGUGCGUGGUGGUGGUGGCCAUGGGGCAAAGCGGGCUGAAGAGGCGCUGCAUGCAGCUUAGCGACGCGUUUUAGGCUUUGCCAUUGAUCUAUUGAGUGUGCAUGUUGCAACUGACGCUCUCAAGUUGCACUUUAGACAGUCUCAAGUGGCGGCGCAAAGUCAUUAGCAGCACAUUUCUUUAGCCUCGCUUUUUUUUAUUACAACGUUUCGCCGCAGCGCUUUAAAUUCAAUUACUCAUACGCCACGUACAACCGCUUCGAACCACAUAAAAGCUGCCACACACGCCUCGACCUGGGCCUGGGCCUGGGCCUGGGCUGCCUGAUUCUGAACAUUGCCACAGGCUUGAAAUAUUUAAUAAACCAUAUCGCUUAUUUUCUCUCUCA
Molecule: messenger RNA, 678 nt
Organism: Drosophila busckii
Lineage: Eukaryota; Metazoa; Arthropoda; Insecta; Diptera; Drosophilidae
Exons: 1
Coding region: 60-356 (98 amino acids)
Source: RefSeq, a predicted model, not a curated record